Molecule: messenger RNA, 1313 nt
Organism: Racocetra fulgida
Lineage: Eukaryota; Fungi; Glomeromycota; Glomeromycetes; Diversisporales; Gigasporaceae
Source: the annotation of a GenBank genome assembly
AAAUCGUUUCUGAAUCAUACUGUCAAUCUGUUCUAGAUGGAACCUUCCAAAAAGAUGUUUUAGGUGGUGGUGGCGUGUACGCGACAUAUGGAACGGUUCCGGCGGAUCUACCAAGUUCUUAUUUGAAUGCCAAAAUUUUUCAUUUUAUUUGUUCAUCAAUUUGGGCCUCGCAACAUGUCACAGAUAUUCUAAGAUUACGUGACAAACGAUUGCCACCACCUAUUUUUGUUUGGGAGCCUAUACCUGAGAGCGCUUCAAAGGAAAAUAUUCAAUCAUGUAUUGAAGCAAUGAAAAUGGUGGAUGUUGUGUCACCUAAUCACGAAGAAGCGGCUGCAUUAUUGGGUUUAAUCGCUGAAGAUGAAGAUGAGGAUGAAAAAUUUUUGGCAGAAGAAAUGUUAAUAUGCAUGGCUGAUAAAUUCUUAAAAUAUCAGAUUGGCCCACAUGGGAAUGGGUGUGUAGUUAUUCGAGCAUCUUACAAAGAAAUAAUACCUGCAUAUUGGACAGCAUUAAAAGAUGGGAAUAGAAAUCCACAUGUUGUAGAUGUAACCGGUGCUGGAAAUGCAUUUUGUGGUGGUUUUAUGGUCGGUUUAUUAAGGUCAAAUUUUGAUGUAUUUGAAGCUGCACUUUAUGGAUCAGUAAGCGCAUCAUUUACUGUAGAGCAACUUGGUACUCCUCGACUUGGCUUUGAUGAACGAGGUAAUGAAAUAUGGAAUUCAGGCGAUAGUCCGUCGGUAAGAUUGCAGAAAUUGAGAUUAAGAGUCAAGGAAAAACUCAAAGAGGUUUUAAAGGUGAAGCUAAAAGAAAGGAUACAUAUGAAAAAAAUGCAGAUUAAUGAUCACAACGGAAUCAAUACCACUGGUAGUAACGUGAAAGACGUAAAGGAUGGGGCGGACAAUGGUGAUGAAAAUUUGAAUAUUAACCCAAAUGUUUGUUUAAAAAAAAAGGAAAAAGAAAUAAAAAUCGGUUAUCCUCUCCUUAUUCUAAAGGCACCUGAUAACGCACCAACUAAUCUCUUUCGUCCCUCCCCACUUCCGUGCAUUGUACCCGCUACCACGGCAUCCACAACCACCCAAAUAAAUACUAUUACUCCUAAAAAAUAUACAACUAACAUAAAAAAGAAAGGUACAAAGUCACCAAAUACUUUUGAGACUUCAGCAUUAGAGAACCAAGCCACCCGUGCCAUUAUUUGUGAACGUGUUAUUACUCGGCCAAAUGGUGACGGAAGGUAUGCAAAAUUUGUUGUAAAUGAAAGACCGCUCGAUCCACGAUCAGAGACAAGUGUCAAUGGCAAAAGAUCUGAUGAUUCUCGAUGA